Messenger RNA from Antechinus flavipes (yellow-footed antechinus), 2213 nucleotides. RefSeq names its product galactose mutarotase (gene GALM). Gene Ontology annotation, molecular function: aldose 1-epimerase activity; carbohydrate binding. The transcript is spliced from 7 exons. Gene Ontology annotation, biological process: glucose metabolic process; beta-D-galactose catabolic process via UDP-galactose, Leloir pathway. The coding region runs from base 265 to 1293 and encodes 342 amino acids. NCBI's taxonomy places the organism in Eukaryota, Metazoa, Chordata, Mammalia, Dasyuromorphia, Dasyuridae. The record is from RefSeq and is a predicted model, not a curated record.
AAAUUGCAGAAAAGAAGGAAAGCUCGUGCCGCGCCGCUCCUUUGUCUACAAAGUCAUCCUAAAUCGAGGAGCCGGCCAGAUGAAGUGAUUUGAGGGCUUUCCCUCCAAUCCAGGAGAUAGACCAGGCAGCGGGGAGGAGGAGUUUAGCCUCUUUUAUAAGGGAACCUCUGCCCUCUUUCCCUCGUGGUGGCUCUGUUCCUAGGUGUUCACCUUACCUGUCUGUCAGCUCGGGCUUUGCAGCUUAGGGACCGUUUCCCUCCGCCCAUGGCUUCGGUGACCCGGAGUGUGUUUGGGGAGCUCCCCGACGGAGCGGGGAUUGUAGAAAAGUUCCAUCUACGGUCAGACCAGCUGAGAGUGGAGAUUAUCUCCCUGGGCUGCACCGUCACAGCUUUGGAGGUGAAAGACCGAGAUGGCAAGUUCUCAGAUGUGGUGCUGGGCUUUGCCGAGCUGGAAGGGUAUCUCAAGAAGCAUCCCUACUUUGGAGCAGUAGUCGGAAGAGUGGCUAACAGAAUUGCCAAAGGAACAUUCACCGUGGAUGGGAAAGAAUACAAGUUGGCCAUUAACAACGGACCUAAUAGUUUACAUGGAGGACUUAAAGGCUUUGACAAGGUCCUUUGGACCCCUCAAGUGCUGCCAAAUGGCGUUCAGUUCUCCCGGACCAGUCCAGAUGGUGAGGAAGGCUAUCCUGGCGAGUUGAAAGUUUGGGUCACAUACACGCUCGAUGGGGGGCAAUUAAUAGUGAAUUACAAAGCCCAAACCAGCAGUACCACGCCAGUCAGUCUGACCAACCACUCGUAUUUCAACCUGGCAGGCCAUGGUUCUCCGAAUAUAUAUGAUCAUGAAAUCUGUAUAGAUGCUGAAGCUUUUUUGCCUGUUGAUGAUAACCUGAUCACUACUGGAAUAGUGGAAUCUGUGCAAGGAACUGCUUUUGACCUGAGGAAGCCAGUGGAACUUGGAAAGCACAUAGAGAAGUUCCAGAUUAAUGGUUUUGACCACAACUUCUGUCUGAAAGAUACAAAAGAGAAGCAUUUUUGUGUGAGGGUCUAUCAUCCUCCCAGUGGACGGAAACUAGAAAUAUACACAACCCAGCCUGGGGUUCAGUUUUAUACAGCCAAUUUCCUAGAUGGAACACUGAAGGGAAAGGGGGGUGCUGUGUACCCCAAACAUUCAGCUUUUUGCCUUGAGACCCAGAACUGGCCAGAUGCCGUCAAUAAGCCCCAUUUUCCUCGGAUACUCCUCUGUCCAGGGGAAGAGUACAACCACACUACAUGGUUCAGUUUUUCUGUGGCUUAAGGAAGUUCAUGUCAGCCCUACUGGAUGAAGACCGUGAACAGUGGAAAUCCAUCUAACGCCUUUUUGGUGACCAAGGUCCUAGGCUUCCUCUUUGUAAAAUGGGAAGUGUACAUUUCAAGGAUAUAAAAGUAAUCGGCUGGAUUGAAGUAAUCAAAGUGCUUGUUGCUAGAUUAAUUAGUCAGAUUCUUAAAUACUGGUGAUCUUCUAAAAUGACUAAUUUCAGGCUAUGCUUAAAAGUCAGCUCUGUUCCCUGUGCUAAUGAAAGUAGCAGGAAAUAAGGAACACCAUUCACUGUAAUCCAAAUCUCUUCCCCUACACUAGGAAUAAGUAAGUAGGGAUGUUAGUACUCUGAGGGCCAAAGAGAGCUAAGGCUAUUAUUGUUAGUAGCCCAUCAAGCUUUAGAUCUUGACUUUAUAUGUCUUUGUUCUCCCUGUCUUUUCCCUCUCUUUUUUCCUUCUCUCCCAAAGUCUAUUGUGGAAUUCUAAGUGAAAAGUUUCUGACUCCUUUUCUGGCUAUGGUUUCCUUUUUUUCUUCACUUGUCCUUUGUAAAAAUUAGCAGAGAGCGCUGAGCAAGGGACAUGAGAUACUUGUACUUUUUAUUAUCUGCCUUUAAUAUGGUGGAGAUAAUUGGUUUAACAUCAACCACUAAAAGCCAGCAAAACUUGAAAUUGUAGUCUCUGUAGUCUACUUUAGUGUGAGGGAAUUACACUAAACUAAAAACUUAAUAGAGAUGACCUGUUGGAAGUAGACUAAGAUUUUAGUUACUUCCUAUAAGUCUGGCUGCCAGAAACCUUAUUUUCUAGAACAACAGAAUUGCCAGUAUUUGCAUUGUGUUAAUGAUUUAGUAUGAUAGAAAUAUCAAAUGACUUUGUUAUACCCUAUUGCUCAUUCUGAAUAAAAUAAAAUUCUGCACAUGAAAA